CAGUGCGUUCGGUCUGCACUCACGACCUCGGUCAAGAUUCUCCCAUACAGACCUCCUGCUGGGUUAAUAAGCCGAGCUAAAUAAUAGGCUUCUGUCUCUGGAAAUUCACUCUCCGUAGUUCACCCUUAAUAAGGAACGAGACGCUUCGUACAACUCCCCUCGAGGACAUAACAUUUUUCUACGAUCGCUCAAAAUACAAAAUAUCCGUAAAACUGAUCCAGAAAUGACAGUCAUUUUCUUGAAUACCGUGACUCUAAGAGGUCUUCUAACGUUCCAAGAUCGUCGUAAACAAUUUUCCAGGUUCACCGUAGCCGACUUUGAAAAUUGUACCGUAGAAUUCAAAAUCAAAUCGCCGUUCAUCUUAAGAAGAGUGCUGGUUUGGUUUGCUUAAAUCACAAUUUUGUUUCACAAACGUUAACAAAAAUUAGAUUGUCAUUUUAUUAACAACUCGGGUAAUCCAUACAAUUCUAUGCGCACCUUUAAAAAUUCCUUGGAAAUCAUUUUCAUCAGUGUGGCACAAGAUUUUGUUUUUUAAAGGUGAAAUGAUGAGAGGCGACAAAAUAAGUGAUUCGAACUAUAUAUAUGAGUAAUGGAUUGCGAUGAUUUUUCGAACAGGAUGUCAAACCAGGGUUACGAGAAGAUAACCACUGGCAAUGAAGAGGAUGGAACAGAAUCCUCUCAUCCUACAACUUCGGCCAGUUUGCUCUCUCUUCUUUCCUUCUGGUGGAUGAAUAGUGUCUUUAAAAUUGGAAGUAAGCGACCUUUGAGGCAAUCGGAUUUCCUGCCGCUUCACGAGCAAGACAGGACACGUGACCUAACAGAGCGACUUCAGAAGGAAUGGAACAACCAUGUACAAGAAUGCAACAUGACUGAGGGAAGACAACCCAAACUUUGGAAAUGCGUUUUGAAAACAGUGUCCUUCCACGACAUCUGUUUGCCUAUGUGUUUUUGGCUCCUGGAAUCCAUGUUCCGUGUUUCACAGCCACUUGUGCUAGGUGUCCUUCUUCACUUGUUAGACUCCGCUGAGAAGAGCCCCUCCUUAGCAUACACGUGCUGCGUCUUCUUAACACUCAGUGGAUUGACGUCAGCCUGUACUCAUUACUCUGCUUACAGCUGUGACUUACUUGGUAUGCGACUCAGUAGUGCUAUUAAGGGGAUUGUUUAUCUCAAGAUAUGUACCAAAAAUUCUCUUUCUGAUCUUAUAUUCAUGAUGACGGUUUUAAUUUGUCUUCAGAUUCCCCUGAUCAGUCAACAACGCCUUCUGGAAACAACAACAGGGAAUGUUAUUGACCUGAUAUCAAAUGACGUUCAGAGAAUGGAACUGGCCCCCAGAUGGAUAUGUACCGCGUUAUUGCCAGUUUUCGAGUUUGUAACUGUUGUAAUCUUGCUGUUGUACUUCAUCGGUUGGCAGACAAUAAUAGGCAUUUUGUUUCUACUGACGGUGAUCCCUUGCAUCAUGGUUAUCUCAGGCCUUUGUGCUCAGUUGCGUCUACAGACCGCUGAGGAAACGGACCGACGUAUUUCACUCAUGAACGAGCUUGUGUCUGGGAUCCGUGCUGUUAAAGCGCACGCGUGGGAGAAGAACUACAGAGAAAAAGUGCAAGAAGUGAGAAGUAGCCAAUGUAAUAUUACACUACUUUUUGUUUUUCCUUAUAGGAGUGAAGUUUGGAUUAUUCUUAAAAAGAGCGUCUUGUUAUCGAUCAUAGAGUGUUUCUCAUUCAUCUCUGGUCCCACAGCAACCUUCUUCGCAAUUUUUGCCCUCAUUCUCACCGGCCAUGCUAUCUCGCCUCCAACAGCCUUCACGGUACUAGCAUUUAUGAGUGUUCUUCGCUCAUCAGUAUCUGUCGUUCUAGCCUCAGUUUUUGAGAUAUUUGUGUCGCUUAAAAGGAUUCAGACCUUCCUUCUCUUAGACAAUAUGCCUCUGGAUCCAUUGGAAUACAGCCAAACAUCUCUUGGCCAAGAGCAUAUUCUCAAAAGCCCAAAAGCGUACCCAAAGGUGUCGGUAAGAGAACCUGUAACGAUGGAUGCCGUUCCUCCUUGUUCUGUAACACAUGGACUGCAUAAAGAUGUCAAGCAAUACGAAUUUCAGAGUAAGACUGAUUUCUCAGUUUUUAAUCUCACGUGUAAGCUGAACGGUAGAGAUAGCAAGCAUCUCCUUCAUGAAGUCAGUUUUGAGGCUUCUGAGAAAAGUCUGACGGUCAUUACAGGUCAGGUUGGCAGUGGAAAGUCGACACUUCUGGCGGCGAUCGCAGGCGAGGUAAUCCAAUCGCGCGGUAACAUAGUCUGCUCUGGAACAAUAGCUUACGUUUCCCAAACGGCUUGGGUUUUCUCUGGUACUCUGAGAGAAAAUGUGUUAUUUGGUGAGCCGAUGUCAAACCAGGGUUACGAGAAGAUAACCACUGGCAAUGAAGAGGAUGGAACAGAAUCCUCUCAUCCUACAACUUCGGCCAGUUUGCUCUCUCUUCUUUCCUUCUGGUGGAUGAAUAGUGUCUUUAAAAUUGGAAGUAAGCGACCUUUGAGGCAAUCGGAUUUCCUGCCGCUUCACGAGCAAGACAGGACACGUGACCUAACAGAACGACUUCAGAAGGAAUGGAACAACCAUGUACAAGAAUGCAACAUGACUGAGGGAAGACAACCCAAACUUUGGAAAUGCGUUUUGAAAACAGUGUCCUUCCACGACAUCUGUUUGCCUAUGUGUUUUUGGCUCCUGGAAUCCAUGUUCCGUGUUUCACAGCCACUUGUGCUAGGUGUCCUUCUUCACUUGUUAGACUCCGCUGAGAAGAGCCCCUCCUUAGCAUACACGUGCUGCGUCUUCUUAACACUCAGUGGAUUGACGUCAGCCUGUACUCAUUACUCUGCUUACAGCUGUGACUUACUUGGUAUGCGACUCAGUAGUGCUAUUAAGGGGAUUGUUUAUCUCAAGAUUCCCCUGAUCAGUCAACAACGCCUUCUGGAAACAACAACAGGGAAUGUUAUUGACCUGAUAUCAAAUGACGUUCAGAGAAUGGAACUGGCCCCCAGAUGGAUAUGUACCGCGUUAUUGCCAGUUUUCGAGUUUGUAACUGUUGUAAUCUUGCUGUUGUACUUCAUCGGUUGGCAGACAAUAAUAGGCAUUUUGUUUCUACUGACGGUGAUCCCUUGCAUCAUGGUUAUCUCAGGCCUUUGUGCUCAGUUGCGUCUACAGACCGCUGAGGAAACGGACCGACGUAUUUCACUCAUGAACGAGCUUGUGUCUGGGAUCCGUGCUGUUAAAGCGCACGCGUGGGAGAAGAACUACAGAGAAAAAGUGCAAGAAGUGAGAAGGAGUGAAGUUUGGAUUAUUCUUAAAAAGAGCGUCUUGUUAUCGAUCAUAGAGUGUUUCUCAUUCAUCUCUGGUCCCACAGCAACCUUCUUCGCAAUUUUUGCCCUCAUUCUCACCGGCCAUGCUAUCUCGCCUCCAACAGCCUUCACGGUACUAGCAUUUAUGAGUGUUCUUCGCUCAUCAGUAUCUGUCGUUCUAGCCUCAGUUUUUGAGAUAUUUGUGUCGCUUAAAAGGAUUCAGACCUUCCUUCUCUUAGACAAUAUGCCUCUGGAUCCAUUGGAAUACAGCCAAACAUCUCUUGGCCAAGAGCAUAUUCUCAAAAGCCCAAAAGCGUACCCAAAGGUGUCGGUAAGAGAACCUGUAACGAUGGAUGCCGUUCCUCCUUGUUCUGUAACACAUGGACUGCAUAAAGAUGUCAAGCAAUACGAAUUUCAGAGUAAGACUGAUUUCUCAGUUUUUAAUCUCACGUGUAAGCUGAACGGUAGAGAUAGCAAGCAUCUCCUUCAUGAAGUCAGUUUUGAGGCUUCUGAGAAAAGUCUGACGGUCAUUACAGGUCAGCUCAAUAAGUGCGAGAAGCACCCUGCUACGCCUCGUGUCCCUCUACGCAUUUCUCUGGUGUUCUUAAAAAUUCCCGCGUGCAUGCUUAUAACAGAAGUAUUAAGGCAUCAAGAUCUACAUAAUCAAGUGUAUUCUAUGGUGAUAGCGAGUACACGGUGGCUUGCAGUAAGAGCUGAUUUGCUGUGUGCAGUGUUAAUCUCUACAGUGGCUUUCACUUCUGUCCUGCUAUCGCAACAUCCAGCGUCAGCUGGCCUCGCUCUUGCUUACGUUAUUGAAACCGCCAAACGUUCCCAAUACGCUGUGCGACAAUUUUCAGAAGUCGAGAAUCUUAUGACGUCAGUCGAACGAGUGAUGGCCUACACCAAUCUCGACUCAGAGCCGGGAUAUAGCAUUGAAAGAGGUCCACCAACCAACUGGCCUCAUGAUGGUCACGUGAGCUUCAGAAAGGUUGUCUUGAGGUAUUAUCCAGGUGGACCACAAGUGUUGAAAAAUCUAAGCUUUGAAGUUGAGGGAAAAACUAAACUUGGCAUCGUAGGCCGAACGGGAGAUGGAAAGUCGUCUAUUGUGGCAGCUCUAUUGCGCAUGCCUGAAGCUGAAGGAGAGAUAUUCAUUGACGAUGUAUGCAUAACGAGCAUUCAGCUGCAGGAAUCGAGAAGAUGCAUUUCGGUUCUCAGUCAAUCGCCUGUUCUCUUCAGUGAAUCGAUUAGGAAGAACCUGGACCCUUUGGAGAAACACAGAGAUGCUGAGCUAUGGAAUGUCCUUGAAGAAGUGAAACUUACUCACUUGGUUGAAGGCCUCGAAGGAAAACUUGACUACGAGCUGUUGGAAAAAGGCGAGAACCUGAGCGUCGGUGAACGGCAGUUGAUCUGCUUGGCUCGCACCUUACUACAGCAAAGUAAGAUUGUCAUCUUAGAUGAACCGACGGCGAAUGUAGAUCCUUACACAGAGAGAACGAUCUGGUCCACAGUACACGAGAAACUAAAGAAUUCCACUGUUGUCACUAUAGCUCAUCGGCUAAACACCGUUAGAGACUGUGACCUAAUCUUAGUGCUAAGAGAAGGCCAGGUGGCUGAGCUGAACACCUUCGACGCUCUCAUUGGCCGGGAGGGAGGGAUAUUUCAGAACAUGGCCGCUUCCCAAAACUAAUUUUUGCAGUUGGUUCAGCUGAUCUCUGUUUUUCUGUGACUGAGAAGGUCAGUUUAGCGUGGGAAACAAACAUGUUUAGCUUUGAAGCGCUCGUUUUCCGAGCUGGAUAGAUCCACUUAUUUUUAUACCUAAUCGAACUGACAGUCACGUCGCCCGAGGUCGCCUCGCCUGAGACUAUGGUCAGGUCGUCCGAAAUUUUUAGUCAUUUUUUAGUCAUGU
Molecule: messenger RNA, 5224 nt
Organism: Orbicella faveolata
Lineage: Eukaryota; Metazoa; Cnidaria; Anthozoa; Scleractinia; Merulinidae
Product: ATP-binding cassette sub-family C member 4-like
Biological process (GO): transmembrane transport
Cellular component (GO): membrane
Molecular function (GO): ATP binding; ABC-type transporter activity; ATP hydrolysis activity
Source: RefSeq, a predicted model, not a curated record